Larimichthys crocea (large yellow croaker) is the source of this 4394-nucleotide messenger RNA. RefSeq names its product radixin. NCBI's taxonomy places the organism in Eukaryota, Metazoa, Chordata, Actinopteri, Sciaenidae. The record is from RefSeq and is a predicted model, not a curated record. Bases 317 to 2062 code for a protein of 581 amino acids. Gene Ontology annotation, molecular function: actin binding. The transcript has 15 exons. Gene Ontology annotation, cellular component: cytoskeleton.
CGUUGUAUUUGAUUCCGGCGGGCUCGACGCUUGCACCCCAAAUCGCCUUACGGUGUGUGUGAGAGAGUGAGUGUGUGUUAAGACUUGAACGGUUUUUUUGUAUGUCUUCGGGAAUUUGUUUCGACAAAAGCACCGGGAGAUAAAGGAAGGACGGUCGUGACGGAUUUAUCACCGUGGAUAUUUUCGGCACAUCUGAAGAUAACCGGGCUUUCACACCGAUUUUUAAAGACACACUUCGCUCGUCCCCCCGGUGCUGUGAUACAGGUGCUGUUGCCGUCCUCUCAGCUGUCGGGUGUAAGGAGGAGAGGAAGCAAAGAUGCCGAAACCGAUCAACGUCCGUGUGACCACCAUGGAUGCAGAGCUGGAGUUUGCCAUCCAACCCAGCACGACAGGAAAACAGCUCUUUGACCAGGUGGUGAAGACGGUGGGAUUGCGGGAGGUCUGGUUCUUUGGUCUUCAGUAUGUGGACAGUAAAGGCUACAUCACCUGGCUCAAACUCAAUAAGAAGGUGACUCAGCAGGAUGUGAAGAAGGAGAACCCUCUGCAGUUCAAGUUCAGGGCCAAGUUCUUCCCCGAGGACGUGUCAGAGGAACUCAUCCAGGAGAUCACCCAGAGACUCUUCUUCCUGCAGGUGAAGGAGGCCAUCCUGAACGAUGAGAACUACUGUCCCCCAGAGACCGCCGUGCUGCUGGCGUCAUACGCCGUCCAGGCCAAAUAUGGAGAUUACAGCAAAGAUGUGCACAAGGCGGGCUAUCUCACCCAUGACAGACUGCUCCCUCAGAGAGUGCUGGAGCAGCACAAGUUGACCAAGGAGCAGUGGGAGGACCGGAUACAGACUUGGCACGAGGAACACAAAGGAAUGCUCAGAGAGGACUCCAUGAUGGAAUAUCUCAAAAUCGCCCAGGACCUGGAGAUGUACGGCGUCAACUACUUUGAGAUCAAAAACAAGAAGGGCACACAGCUGUGGCUCGGCGUCGAUGCCCUCGGCCUCAACAUCUAUGAACACGAAGACAAGUUGACACCAAAGAUCGGCUUCCCCUGGAGCGAGAUCCGUAACAUCUCUUUUAACGACAAGAAGUUUGUCAUCAAACCUAUCGACAAGAAAGCACCAGAUUUUGUGUUUUAUGCCCCGCGCCUGCGCAUCAACAAGCGCAUCCUGGCGUUGUGUAUGGGCAACCACGAGUUAUACAUGAGGAGGAGAAAGCCCGACACCAUCGAGGUCCAGCAGAUGAAGGCUCAGGCCCGCGAGGAGAAGCACCACAAACAGAUGGAGAGGGCUCAGCUGGAAAACGAGAAGAAGAAGCGCGAAUACGCCGAGAAAGAGAAGGAGAGGAUAGAGCGUGAGAAAGACGAGCUCAUGGAGAGGCUGAGACAGAUCGAAGAGCAGACAAUGAGAGCACAGAAAGAGCUCGAGGAGCAGACCCGCCUGGCCAUGGAACUGGAGCAGGAGAAGAAGAGGGCGAGGGAGGAGGCCGAGAGGCUGGAGAGAGACAGGCGCGCUGCUGAGGAGGCCAAGGCGGAGCUCGCCAAACAGGCCGCAGACCAGCAGAAGAACCAGGAACAACUGGCGUCUGAACUGGCUGAAUUCACAGCCAAGAUUGCUCUCCUGGAGGAGGCCAAGAAGAAGAAAGACGAGGAGGCCACAGAAUGGCAGUACAAGGCCCUGUCAGCCCAGGAGGACCUGGAAAAGACCAAGGAGGAGCUGAAGACGGCAAUGACGGUGGUGCCGGCGCCUCCGGGCGGCAACACCGAGAGCGAGCAUGACGAGCAGGACGAGAACCACGCGGAGGCCAGUGCCGAGCUCUCCAACGAGGGCGUCAGCCAGCUUGACCUCCGCAGCGAGGAGGCUCGCGUCACCGAAGCGCAGAAGAACGAGAGGGUGAAACAACAGCUGCAGACUUUAAGUUCAGAGUUGGCCGAGGCCAGAGACGACACCAAGAAGACGCAGAAUGACGUGCUGCACGCCGAGAACGUGAAAGCGGGCCGAGACAAAUACAAAACGCUGCGACAGAUCCGACAGGGCAACACAAAGCAGCGCAUCGACGAGUUCGAGUCCAUGUGAGAACAACACCUCUAUCCCCUCCCCUCUAUCCCGCGCUUUCCCUCAUCAAAGGUGUGUCAGCUCCCGAACUCAGCGGCUGCUCGAUUUUCAUGGACAACAGAUGCUGCCGUCCUUCUCAACGCCCCCUCCAGGAGAAUCAUCUUGACAAAAACUGCCAAAGUCCUGCCCUUCGUCUCUCGUAAGGAGCUGCCUACACGCCACUAAGAGCGAGCAAACAUCUCCGUACUGCAGAGAUCGUCUCUGAUCGUCAAACCAAAAUGGAAGCUAUUGGAUUUUUUUAUUUGUAUUUUGAACAAACAUGGCCAUAGAAAGUCUGUUACUUUGUUUUUUGUUUGUUUUCGCUUGAAACUUGUAUGCAAAGGUUCAGUAUAACUCCACGUCUUCAGUUUAAAGUUACCUGUCCUCUCCUUGUUUUUAAAUGCUUUAGUUUGACUCGUUUUAUUGAUGACGCCCUUCUUUCUUUUUAGUUGUUCGUUGAACACGUCGAUGCUAGGUUUAGUCCCGUUUCCGUGACUAAAAAACUGGAGUUUUAGGGGAUAAAUUAAGUCACUAUUUUCUAUCGGCGUCGAAGCGCUGCUACGUUACGUUAUGUCAGAACAUAUCACAAGCAAAUUAUGCAAAUCUUAGAGAGCUGAGCUGAGAUCGUUUCACGCCAUUCACUCGAUUUAAAUUGUUUAAACGUUACAUGACACUGCAGUAUUUUAAUAGUUUGAUUUCAGGCUGAGUUGUCAGUAUUUUCUGUGAUUGGAAUUGAAGUGAGUCGACCCUUGAUAACUUGUUGCACAGCAGGUUUUGGUAAUUGAAUGUAGCAAAGGUAACAAAGGGAAAGUGCUUUCUUACAUGCACAGGUGAGAGGACAGCGCGCGAGCCAUCGCCCUCGAGCUGGAAAGUGAUAUGGACAUAAGCUAAAUGGUAGUCGUGUAGCCUUGCGUGUUUCCCCAGAUGCGGCCCAGCGUUUGACUCCCAGCCACCAUCGAUGGUUUUCUCUGCCUGCCAGCUCACAAAGGAACCCGGGGGACAGACAGAGGGACAGACACCUACCUGUCUCUCCGUCUGUCUAAGUGUGUGUGUGUGUGUGUGUGUGUGUGUGUGUGUGGAUGUGUGUAGCCCCGGCACCUCUCUGGCUGGAGAGCUUAUGAAAACAUCAGUUCCGGACUCGGGACAAAUCUCUACCUCAGUAAUGUUAGCAGUGGUGACUGACAGUCAAACACUGCAAGGCUGCUCCCUCCAUCCUCGAACAAACUGUAAGGUCACUCGGGUUUACUCGGCUACAUCCUUUGGUGGUGCUCACGGGCAGGCUAGCUCAGUUGCUUUGUGGCUGCGCGUUGGUUUUCAUUAAGGGUCCAUAUAGAGGUCAAAAAGUGUUAUUUCUUACAUUUAAAGUUAGUUUUUACACAGUGGUCUCCUUCUGUUCCUGGCCUUGGUCACUUUUGUCCCAAACAAUGAGGAAGCUGCGAAUAUCAGCACGGAGAUGUCCUGUAUAUGGAGAAUUUACUGACGGCAGGCCGGGUCUACAGAGCCAGAUAUAGUUUGCAGGCCUGCGGUAGAUUGAUGGGACUUGAGCGACUUGUGAAUAUGUAAAGAGAUAUUAGUUGUUAAUGUGAAGGGACGUUGCUAUUGCGAUCAAAUCUCUCCGGAAUCGAGCGGAGAGUCGGCCAAUUUCUUCCCCUAAAAGUCGUGUAAUUAAAUAAAUAAAUCUAACAUUGUGCUCAGACGUCAAACUGACUCCAUCUUUUGUGGGGUGGAAAAAAAAUGUUCCAGGGUGCGUUUUCUGAAAUGAGUGAACAUGAAGUUUUCUUUUUUUAUUAUUAUUAUUGUUAACUAUAUGGUGAAAAAUGUUUAUAUUUGUCAGGUGACACAUGACAGCUGGUGUAGGUUGAUAUUUUUUUAAUAGUUUUAAAGUUAAAGCACUUGUAUGAGACACUGAAGCCUGCCUUUUGCGUUUAACUUCAGUGUUAGCGUCGUGUUUGCCAUAGCAGGCGGGGAAUAAAUCAUCAUCAUGUGCUUCCAGCUCAUAUUUUUGUAUUGUUUUCAAAUGAACCAGCAGCACACAUCGCUCCGCCGGACAGCUUCACUGGAGGGGAAAACACUUGUUGACACCCUCCAACCCUCCCCCCACCACGUUUCAAGCUCUAAAGGCUGUCAGCUCGACUGUCGUUGGUCCGCCUGUCCCCUCCAAUGAAGCCAGUGUCGGUGACGAUGCCCGCUCUGGCACCAGCUGUCACGUUUUGCCGUUUAUGUUUUCUUCUUCCUUAUGUUUAGUUAUUCUUUAAGAUAGACGGCACGGAUGGAUUGCAUUCCAUUUCAUUGGUUCACAAAUAAAAGUUUUAAA